AUGGUUGUUAGCUGUUCUGAUGAUAAAACACUUAAACUUUUUGAUAUUACACAGGGAAAAUUGAUCAAAACGUUCCGAGGCCAUCAAAAUUAUGUUUUUUGUUGUAAUUUUAAUCCGCAAUCAACUUUGCUGGUUUCUGGCUCGUUUGAUGAGACGGUCCGAAUUUGGGAUGUUCGUUCAAGCACCUGUGUCCGUUCAUUGCCUGCACAUUCUGACCCAAUCAGCGCUGUAGGUUUUAAUAGAGACGGUUCUCUAAUUGCUACAAGCAGUUAUGAUGGCCUGGUUCGAAUUUGGGAAGCGGGUAGUGGUCAGUGUAUGUCUACACUUGUUGAUAAUGAAAAUCCGCCAGUUUCUUUUGUUAAAUUUUCACCAAAUGGAAAAUAUGUUUUGGCUGCUACAAUGGAUAGUCAACUCAAAUUAUGGGACUUUAACAAAGGCAAACCUUUAAAAUCAUAUCAAGGACAUAAAAACGAAAAAUAUUGCAUUUUUGCCAAUUUCUCAGUUACUGGAGGUAAAUGGAUUGUUAGUGGAUCGGAAGACAAUCAAAUUUAUAUUUGGAACUUACAAACACGUGAAAUUGUUCAACGAUUGGAAGGCCAUACAGGGCAUUAUGACCAAAUUGUGCCACAACAGCAACAAACUACUCCACAGGGUAGUUCAGAUAUGGUCUUGUGCACAGACUGUCACCCAACAAAAAAUAUCAUUGCUUCGGGCGGGCUAGAAAAUGAUCGAACAAUACGUUUAUGGACGAGUGAUUAUUAA
Meloidogyne enterolobii is the source of this 762-nucleotide messenger RNA. The record is from the annotation of a GenBank genome assembly. Lineage: Eukaryota; Metazoa; Nematoda; Chromadorea; Rhabditida; Meloidogynidae.